UAUACAAUUGAAGACUACUAAUUGAUGGGUAUUGUCUACUUCUAUAAACAUGUUACAGGUUUUACGCAGCAGAGACACUAUUAGCCCUAGAAUAUCUCCACAUGAUGGGCAUUGUCUACCGAGACCUAAAACCAGAAAAUGUGCUUGUUAGAGAAGAUGGUCACAUAAUGCUUACAGAUUUCGACCUUUCUCUCAAAUGCGAUGUCGUCCCAAAGCUCAUUAGGCGCAAACCCGACCCACCCCCGCCAUCUGAACCGAACGACAACAUUCAAAAAUGCUCAACACCUUCCUGUGCCAUACCUAUCCAACCCGUGCUCUCUUGCCUUUUAUCAUCCUCACUCAAGAAAAUCAAACCUAAUAAUCACACUUCAACAACAACAAUCACAGCACAAGCUGAUGCUGAAGACAACUAUGAUACAGAAAUGGUGGCGGAACCCAUCACCGCCCGCUCCAAGUCCUUCGUUGGGACCCACGAGUACCUGGCGCCGGAGGUGAUCUCAGGGCAAGGCCAUGGGAGUGCAGUGGACUGGUGGACUUUUGGGGUAUUCUUGUAUGAGCUCUUGUAUGGGAAAACACCCUUUAAAGGAGAGAACAACGAGAAGACUCUCAUUAACAUAUUGAAGCAGCCACUGAGUUUCCCAAGAAUAGGUGUUAGUAGCAGUAAAGAGUAUGAAGAGAUGGUGAGAGUUCAAGACCUGAUUAGCAGGCUUUUGGUGAAGAAUCCAAAGAAGAGGAUUGGGAGCUCAAAGGGUUCUGUGGAGAUCAAGAGGCAUGAGCUCUUCAAGGGUGUGAAUUGGGCUCUGAUUAGGUCAGUGAGGCCUCCUGAGGUUCCCAGUGAUCUGCAGAAGGUUAGGACUAGAGCUGUGGUGCCUAAGUUAAGCAAGAAAGAGAGAGAUGCACCAUAUCAGAUCCCUCAGCAUUUUGACUACUUUUAAGUGUAAAUAAAUAGUAGAUUAACUGGAAAGCAAAUAGUAUCAUGUUUGACACAACAAAGAAAAAUCUGUUUUCCUAUGUUUUUCCUUAGCUAAUGGCAAAUAUUUGGAUAAUGUAUGACUAGUUUUGAUAUUAUUUAUGUCAGAUUACUACAUGCUUACAUCUUA
This is a messenger RNA of Camellia sinensis, 1100 nucleotides long. NCBI's taxonomy places the organism in Eukaryota, Viridiplantae, Streptophyta, Magnoliopsida, Ericales, Theaceae. The record is from RefSeq and is a predicted model, not a curated record.